UGGACAUCCGCAGAAAAGUCCUUUCCGCUUCUAUUCAAGAAUGCAAUUUCUAGACGAGGCUGCGCAGGAAAUGCCUACAACGAGCUCUCUACCACGGAACAUAUGUCAUGAUGAAGAUAGUGCAUCGAGUCUAAACGAUUUGGAAUUUCAGCAAUGUAAUUUCAGCAAUGUAUCUUCUCCAACAGAUUGUAGCAUGUCAGACAUUGAAACAGCAAGUAGUUCGGCUCAUUGCAGACUAACAAAAAAACGAAAAGAAAAGCAGUAUGAUCUCGAUUCGCAGUCACUGCAUAAUAACAUGUUGCAAUUACUUACCGAAAAUACGCCAAAAAAGGAUGCAGUGGACAAUUUUCUGGAGCAGAUAGGAGAUGUGCUGCGUAGGUUGAACUAUCUUCGAAGAAGGCAAACACAAAUGGAGUUGUUGCAUCUCAUUCACAGGGCAGAAGACGAAGAAUUGACGGAGAGGGAAAUUACAAAACGAUAAAUUUGUUAUAUUAUUAU
Molecule: messenger RNA, 498 nt
Organism: Cyphomyrmex costatus
Lineage: Eukaryota; Metazoa; Arthropoda; Insecta; Hymenoptera; Formicidae
Exons: 3
Coding region: 41-481 (146 amino acids)
Source: RefSeq, a predicted model, not a curated record